AUGGCUGUCGGCAGUCUACCUACCGCCCCAGAGACUUGGGGCCGCUGGCCUCAGCCGCAACACGACGGUGCCGACUUCAUGAUGCAGAACGGCAUGGUUCCUUACGACUGCAGGACAACAACCGCUGCCCAUGUCCCGCGCCCUGACAUGUCCCACCAUUUCCUCCCGGCCACUUUCAACCCAACCCCGAUGCCCACGCCUACCUCUCCUCAGUACCACGCCCCGGCCUCUUAUGGGGUGUACGACCCGUAUGGCGCCCAACCAAUCCUUGAAGCCCCUUUCAAGCCCCAAGAAGCGCUGGAGCGCCUCCAACCCCGGUGUGUGGUGUCCGAGUCAGUGGUUAGCCGAGAAGAGGGCCAAGACGAUGUGAGCGGGCUUCCGUUCGCCAAGCGGAGUUGCAGCCCACAUGUCAAGAGCGAGGCCCCAUCCACUCUACCUAACUCGCCGUCUCCUACGGCUACCGACUCCAAGCCUCGGGCACAAGCAACUCCAGUUCACCAAUUUCACACAGCGAUCGACAAUGUGAUGCGGGUGAUCGAGUCCAAGCGCGAGAUUCUCGGCCCCGCAAACGAAGGGGCUGUGGUUCAGAUGGAAGAGAAGGAGGCGAUCAAGGAGGCACAGGUGCCAAGGACUCGCGGAAAGGCGAAGCGUAAGCGCUUCUGCUGUGACAUUCCUGGGUGCUCCAAGAUGUUCGCUCAAAAGAACAACCUCGACACCCAUCGCCGAUCUCACACGGGCGAAAGCCCAUAUGUCUGCCCUUACUGCCAGCGCCGUUUCACACAAAGCGUGAAUCUCAAGACCCACAUCAACCGCCAUACCGGAGAGCGGCCCUACGAGUGCCCCGACUGCGACAAAUGCUUUCCCCAGCUCUCCAACGUGAAGGCCCAUAUGAAGACACAUGUGAGGAGGGAGUUGCGGGCCGUCUGGGCCCACCAGAACACCUACCACGCCGAGGAGAUCGAUGCAUUCAACAACAAGCUCGCUUCUAUGAAGGACGAGAGUAUGAUUUCCGACGAAGACAAGGAGAUGGCCAAGUACCUGACUGAGGUGCACAACCUUGCCAACAAGGGGAUCAAGGGCCGCGGAAAGGGCCGCAAAGUCAAGCGGGUUAUGCUGGUGCACCCGCCACAGCAGCAGUCAUCCCCAGCUACAAGUCCUAUCAGCACCUCCAGCGAAAACAGCGCUUCCUAUCCGAUGUCUGCUAUUCCCCACUCCUUCUCGCACAUCCAGCUCGCUCAGCAGCACCACCACCAACAGCAACAGCAACAACAGCACUACCAGCACCACCAGAGCACACACUCCAGCCUUCCUUAUUACGGCCCAAGCAACCCGAGUGCAUACAGCAUGAGCAGAGGCCCAAAUAUGCUAUUCGGUUCGCUCAGCAUCAACACCCGGGACCCGUACCACUAUGGUAUGGAUUCGGACCAACUCAGCGACGCGAGCAGUGUGCACGGUUCGACCCCGGUCAUGCACACCUAUGAGGACGAGCAUGGCCGUGAGCUCACUUUCAGUGAACGGCUUUACUAG
Molecule: messenger RNA, 1527 nt
Organism: Dichotomopilus funicola
Lineage: Eukaryota; Fungi; Ascomycota; Sordariomycetes; Sordariales; Chaetomiaceae
Product: C2H2 transcription factor
Exons: 4
Coding region: 1-1527 (508 amino acids)
Biological process (GO): regulation of transcription by RNA polymerase II
Cellular component (GO): nucleus
Molecular function (GO): RNA polymerase II cis-regulatory region sequence-specific DNA binding; DNA-binding transcription factor activity, RNA polymerase II-specific
Source: RefSeq, a predicted model, not a curated record